Molecule: messenger RNA, 402 nt
Organism: Penicillium antarcticum
Lineage: Eukaryota; Fungi; Ascomycota; Eurotiomycetes; Eurotiales; Aspergillaceae
Exons: 1
Coding region: 1-402 (133 amino acids)
Source: RefSeq, a predicted model, not a curated record
AUGCUGUUCCACAUCUCUCUCUUAGCCAUCACCUGUCUCACCCUCACCCACACCCUCGCUAUGACAACACCCCGUUACAAAGGCCCUCUUCCAGAGUUUCUUCCCAUCCUGAAGAACUACGACGAAGCCCGCGAGUUCCAAAUUGCAAACCUAGAUGCCUGCAUGUGGCCUGAGAAUGGUGGUCACUACUUCAAGGACAUGGAUAACAAGCUUCUCGCUGUGGCUUCGGAUGAACUGUGUGAAUACGUCGACCGCGGAAAUGCGGAAAUUGAUGCCAUGAUUGCAGCGGGUGAGCUGCCGGAACCCGAGGAAUGCGACGUAUGCGAGGGAAAGAUUCCUUGUCGGAAGUGCUUUGAAGCCGCGUCUAAGCAGCACUUGGAAAACGAUCACAAAGAGCUUUAG